Molecule: messenger RNA, 2415 nt
Organism: Mercenaria mercenaria
Lineage: Eukaryota; Metazoa; Mollusca; Bivalvia; Venerida; Veneridae
Product: E3 ubiquitin-protein ligase TRIM71-like
Exons: 3
Coding region: 219-1952 (577 amino acids)
Molecular function (GO): zinc ion binding
Source: RefSeq, a predicted model, not a curated record
GAAUAGUUAUUUUGAGGUAGUCUUUACAGCACAUAGAUACUGAUCAAGACUUUGUACCUGUAAGCAGAACAAACCGUUCAUUUUAAUUUCGCAAGUUAUAUUUAAUGCAAACUCAAGGGAGCUUCACAGUAUUCAACUGGUAGCAACGGCACUCACUGUAAGACCCAAUUGUCUUCCAUUUCAGCAACAGCAUCAAGACAACUCUCACCAGAGAAAACAUGGCUGUCCCUGGUAAAAAGGCACCACAGAAAUUAUCUUCAACCCUGUCUCAAGGUUCUGGAGAAGAUUUUGAAGUUUUCUGUCAGCCAUGCGACAGAGAUGACCUCAGACUACCUGCCGUCGGGUACUGUGAAGAUUGUGAAGAGCAUUUGUGUGACUCGUGCUUUAACACCCACAGGAAACCAAAACCAAUUCGACAUCAUAAACUUCUAGGUAAAGACAACAUUCCACGCACUCAAAAUCUGUCUACAAUGUCUAGUUCUACUAAUGUUGGACAGCCAGAUGAUCUUUCAACUCCUUGCUCUAAACACACAAAAGAAAUGAUCAAGUUCUACUGCCGUGACCAUAAAGCACUUCUAUGCAGUGUAUGUGUGAGCCUUCACCAUACCCGCACAUCUUGCCUGGUCGACUACAUACCUGAUAUAUCUGGACACACCAUUGACGGCACUGAGUUCAAAGACACUCUUACAUGUCUUAACAAAAUAACUGAGGAAUGUCAUACUAUUACAGCAGAUCUGAGGCGAAUGAUUGCAAAAUCAAACACUUCCUUGACAGAUGUUCUUGCAGAAAUAAAGGAGUUCAGGGACGACAUUAACUAUAGGUUUGAUGCACUUGAAGAGGAAGCUUCAGAUGCAGCAAAUGCCCUAAAACAAGAGAAUGACACCAAGUUGAAGACCAUAGAUAAAACAUGUGAUAAUGUCAGUAAAGAUCUGAAAGCAUCAUCUGAUAUAAUAAAACAACUCAACACAACCAAGAAAGCAGACAGACUUUUCACUGAGCUAAAAAAUGCUGACCAACUAAUCCGAGAUAAUGAAAAAAGAAUGUUGCAAGUAAAAUCCACUGGAGUUACAAAAGAAUAUAUAUUUAUUCCAAGUAAUGCCAUUCAAUCACUUCUUCAAAACGAGAAGUCACUUGGCACAUUAACAGCUAAAACACUAUCAAGGAUAAUUUCUCAUACAAACAUCUGUGCCAAGACAUCAUCAGAUGGAGGAGAUUGUUGCAUUACAGGAAUUGCAGCUUCUUUUCAAAACCAAAUAUUUCUUGCAGACUACAACAAUCAUUCAAUUAAAAUGGUAGACAUCAAUACUCAAUCUAUUCAACAACUGAGUCUAGUUUCACAGCCAUGGGACAUCACCACAACCACCAGAGAUGAACUUGCUGUCACAAUGCCAAGUAACAAAACAAUACAGUUGAUAUCCUAUUCCUCAAUCAGACUCUCUAAGAAAAACACACUUAAAGCAGAUGGAUUGUGUUAUGGUAUUAGUAACUGCCAGGGGAAAUUUGCAGUAACAUUUCAGAGACCUGCAAAACUGCAAAUCAUCGACUUGAAAGGCACUGUACAAUCAACAGUCAUAACAAACACAAAUGGUGAAAAUAUUUUCAAACAUCCAGAAUAUGUCACUAGCAACAGUAAUGCUAUCUAUGUAUCUGACUGUGAAAUGAAAGCGGUUAUAUGGUUGAACUGGCAAGGAAGACUUAUGGGUAGUUAUGGAGGGAUAGAAUCUCCACGAGGUCUUGCCAUGUUAGAUGAUGGAUCAUUCUAUGUGAGUGAUAUGGGAAAAUGUAACAUACUCAAUGUAACUGGUGACUGUAAAGAGAGUACAACCGUACUGAAGGAUUUAGAUCAUCCAGUGGCUAUUUGCUGGUGUGAUGCAACCAAAACAUUUUAUAUCUGUAGUAUCAGUAAUGACGAAAGAAAAAUGAACAUUAUUCAAAUCUACAAGAGGUCAUAAUACAGAGAACUGAUUUUCGUCUGAUAUAACAUCAGAGUGCAAAAAAACAUCAACUUUUAGAUAAUGUUACAUUUACCCAAGAAAUAACAACAAGUUUGGAUAGAACUCCAGACUCAACUAUUGAAUUAGUGUGCUGACCACAGUUAUAUACAUUUGACUUCAUUGUACAUAAUUUCAUGAAAGUGUACAUAUAAAAAGAAGCAGUCGAUUCAUUUAGUUUUUUACCUCCAUUGUUUACAUGUUUAAAAUAUAUCCAAACAGUUAUAAACUAGUGUAUCAUGCAGUGUUCACAAUAGCUACUGAUAAUAUUGUUUAUUUACAUAUGUUGGAGAACAAAAUAUCCCUAAAAGACAGAAAUGUUUAUGACUAGGAACUCCUAUUUUAAAUUAUUGAAUAUUUUAACUGCUCUACAGUGUACUUUGUGUGACAAUAUGGAAAGGAACAUUAGCAUUUUCUAAAUAUU